CUUGAAGGAUAAGUUGGAAGAAUACAUGGCCCGAUUUUCCAAAGUGAGGAUUGUUCGCACCAAGAAAAGAGAAGGACUCAUCCGGACCCGACUCUUGGGAGCAUCUAUGGCCAGAGGAGAAGUCCUGACGUUCCUGGACUCCCACUGCGAGGUCAAUGUGAACUGGCUGCCCCCGCUCCUCAACCAAAUUGCACUAAACCACAAAACCAUCGUGUGUCCCAUGAUCGAUGUCAUUGACCACAAUCACUUUGGGUAUGAGGCACAAGCUGGGGAUGCCAUGCGAGGAGCCUUCGACUGGGAAAUGUACUACAAAAGAAUCCCCAUCCCUCCAGAGCUCCAGAGGGCAGAUCCCAGCGACCCUUUUGAGUCUCCUGUUAUGGCUGGAGGUCUCUUUGCUGUGGAUCGGAAAUGGUUUUGGGAAUUGGGUGGCUAUGAUCCAGGUUUAGAAAUCUGGGGAGGAGAACAGUAUGAAAUCUCUUUUAAGGUUUGGAUGUGUGGAGGAGAAAUGUUUGAUGUUCCAUGUUCUAGAGUUGGUCAUAUCUACAGGAAGUAUGUUCCAUACAAAGUUCCAUCUGGGACCAGCCUGGCAAGAAACCUGAAGCGGGUAGCUGAGACCUGGAUGGAUGAAUUUGCCGAGUACAUUUAUCAGCGGCGGCCAGAGUACAGGCAUCUCUCCACGGGGGACAUCUCUGCCCAAAAGGAGUUGCGCAAGCAGCUAAAGUGCAAGGACUUCAAAUGGUUCAUGGCUGCAGUGGCCUGGGACGUGCCUAAAUACUACCCUCCAGUGGAGCCCCCGCCUGCUGCCUGGGGGGAGAUCCGAAACAUAGCAGCAAAUCUCUGUGUGGACAGCAAGCAUGGAGCCACCGGAACAGAGCUGAGGCUGGACAUCUGUGUCAAGGAUGGUUCUGAACGAACAUGGUCUCAUGAACAGCUCUUUACCUUUGGAUGGAGGGAAGAUAUUCGACCUGGUGAGCCACUGCAUACCCGGAAAUUCUGCUUCGAUGCCAUCUCACACAACAGCCCAGUCACACUCUAUGACUGUCAUGGCAUGAAGGGCAACCAGCUCUGGGGAUACCGGAAGGACAGAACAUUAUUCCAUUCUGUGAGCAACAGCUGCAUGGAUUGCAACCCUGCAGAGAAGAAGAUUUUCAUGGCCAGAUGUGACCCUCUCUCUGAGACUCAGCAGUGGAUUUUUGAACACAUUAAUAUGACUGUUUUAGAAAAAUUUAACCACCAUGCCAGCUCCUAGAAAGAAAGAAGGAAGAAAGAGUGAUUACCUACAGAUUAUAAAUGAAAUUUUAGCCAGCAUCUGGGUCAAAGGAGUCAGGAAUAACAUUUCCUCGAUCCAGGAAGGCUGGUUUAAAAAUCUGUAAAUGCCAUGUUAAAGUAGGUUGUUUUGAAGAACUUCCUGCAUCUGAAGAACUUGGCUGAGAAUCUCACCAGCUGCUUCUGAGAGCUCGAGACUAGCAGUUCCCUUGCUGGCCAAGGGCAAAGAUUAUUUAGGGACUUUUCAAAACAACUGCUGAGCUAAUAAAUCCUAGCAUUUCUCAGGUCAAAUCCUGCAGUAGUGAGUAGCUAUGAAUGGAUCCUAUUAAAUGGGUGGGAGGGGGGUGAAAAUGGAGUGCAUGACUGCUCUGACAACCUGAGGGUAUCACAGGUUUAGAACUAGCCACGCUUAAGGGGUGAGCUGUACUCUUUGGUGCCAUUCUCUGACUAAGAAUGGGUUAAGCAGGUUUAACCCUUAAAAGUGCUGCAGAUGAUUUCAGAGUGCUCAUACUAUUCUGGUUUCUUUUGCUUUAUUUUUAAUUGAGGGUGCAAUAUCUAAUGUAAGACUCAAAUUACAUAAUGAAAUGGACAUCCAGUGAUCACAUUCUUUCAUUUAUAUUUGCUGUUUUCCUUUCAGAGCAAAGGUUUCUUAUUGUUCGUGAAAGUUCAUGCUCCAUGAAUCCACUGAAUUUCUAAUUCAAUGCCCUUCUAUGAAUCCAGUUAAAAACAACAAAAAAACUACUCUAUCAAGUUACUCCAAAGAAAGAUUUCACAGAAGCAGCAAAACCAUAUAAGAUUUAGGAGAGGGACUUCCCUGGGAAAUCUAUUUUUACUUUUCUAUUAUUUUUAAAAUCUUAAAAGUCUGAUAUUUGUCCGGUCAUAAUUUUUAUUAAGCAAGGAAAUGGAGUGAGGUUGAUGUAAUUUGUUUAGGAGAUUCCUCAAGCCAAAUAAAUCUACACUCCAAGUGAUGUGUGAAAACGGCUUGGUUCACUUUAAUUCUGUUUAGAAAGUGGUGGGAGCUUAGAAGUGGUUUUGUUUGUUCGUUUAUUUAUUUGGGUUUUUAAAAUUGUUCUUUUGUAGUGUUGAUAUGAAUGAUAUUCUUUUCUUUGGAAGCUCAUAAAAGGGAUUACCGUUAAUAAAGUGUUUCUGACACCAUUUUCUGUUAAUGGGACAAUAUUUUGGGGAUGAAGAAAGACAUGCUCUGAAAACUAAAGGGAACAUUUAAUCCUUAAAACAAUUUUUUACUGUUCAAUAAUGUCAGGUUGGGGGAAGAAUAUACAAGUACUAAGGUGGUCCUCAGGAAGAAAGAAUCAUUUUUAUUAUACGUCUCUCAAGUUUUUUUGGUAUAACAAUGUUUUGACUUUGCUUUUUUGUUUUAAGCUGGUAUUCCUGUUAAUAAAAAUUUAUAUAACA
Molecule: messenger RNA, 2679 nt
Organism: Cebus imitator (Panamanian white-faced capuchin)
Lineage: Eukaryota; Metazoa; Chordata; Mammalia; Primates; Cebidae
Gene: GALNTL6
Product: polypeptide N-acetylgalactosaminyltransferase like 6
Exons: 8
Coding region: 26-1249 (407 amino acids)
Cellular component (GO): Golgi apparatus
Source: RefSeq, a predicted model, not a curated record